Messenger RNA from Brenthis ino (lesser marbled fritillary), 900 nucleotides. The record is from the annotation of a GenBank genome assembly. NCBI's taxonomy places the organism in Eukaryota, Metazoa, Arthropoda, Insecta, Lepidoptera, Nymphalidae.
AUGCAGAUACGUGGUAGAGUGUACGCGGAGAUCUCAUCAUGUGCAGCGCGGGGUCUCCUCUGGAAUCUAAGUGAGACGCUCAAUGGUCAGCGUCUGAUCGAGUUCCGACUCGGCCAGGAAGCCGAGUCGGAGCAGGGGCUGUCGGUGGCAGCCGCCGAGCUGAUGGUGCGCGCCGAGGCGACGCCUAAGGCCCGUCGCCUGCGCUACACGCUGUGGGCGUUCACCGUGCACGGGAACGCGACGGUGGGUGAGCUGGCCGGCAGCACGGAGGCGGGUGGCACCGGGCGCGCGCGUGGCUGGCAGCGCGUGGACGUGACGCGCGCGGUGCGGCGUUGGGCGGGCGCGGGCGCGGGCGGGCCGCUGCGCCUGCUGGUGGACUGCAGCGGCUGCGCGGGGCGCGUGCGGCUGCGAUUGGGCGGCGCGGCAGCGGCGCGCCCGCUGCUGCGCCUCCGCCUGGCAGCGCGCGCGCCGCGUCGCCGCCGGGCCCUCGACUGUGACGCCGCCGCCGGUGGCCGUUGCUGCCGGCAGACCUACUAUGUGAGCUUCCGCGCGCUGGGCUGGGACGACUGGAUCGUCGCGCCCGAGGGCUACUACGCUAACUACUGCCGCGGCACGUGCGAGUCCUACGCCAACUAUCACUCGCAGGUGGUGGAGGCGGCCCGGCUGGAGCGCGCCGCGUGCUGCGCGCCCGUGCGCUUCUCCGCGCUCUCGCUCAUCUAUUUCGGCGCCGACUCGAACAUCAUCAAGCGCGACCUGCCCGAGAUGGUGGUCGAAGAAUGCGACUGCCCACUAUAUCCUAAACUCGAGUGCCCGCGCCUGGCGCGCGUCUCCGCGGCGCGCCCGGACGUUAGCCCCGCGGGGCGGCCGCCGCGCGACCGGCGCGCGACACGCGCGGGCGGC